AUGAUUUCUGCUACGAGUUGGGUCCCAAGGGGCUUUGCAGCAGAGUUUCCUGUCAAGUACGAUUUAAAUGACGAAGAAGUCGAGCGGAUAUCCCACUUGGCCAAGCUACAGUUGAAAGACGCUCAGGAGGCUCUUGAGGAGGCAGAGGCCGAGGGUGCUGAUGUCAAUGCUGAUGCUGAUGCUGAAGUGACUGAGGCUGCUGAUGAAAAUGUUGAUGUCGCUGUUAAAUCUGAAAAGAAGAGUGUGAAAUUUAAUGCUAGCAAUGAAGAUGGUGAUGCUGAGGUCGAAGAGGACGACGACUUGAAAGAGUAUGAUCUGGAAAAUUACGAUAACGACGAAGACGAAGGAGAGGGUGAGAAAAUGGGAAUGUUCAAUGGUGUUCAAUCUCUUGCAUACUACGAACCCGGUGAAAAGGAUCCUUAUAUUACUCUUCCUAAUGCUGAGGAUGAAGACGAAGAGAGAGAAGAACUACAAAUCCUGCCCUCUGACAAUCUUAUCUUAGCUACCAAAACUGAAGACGAUAUCAGUUACUUGGAAGUUUAUGUUUAUAACGAGAACUCUGAGUCCAAAAAUGACGAGGAAGAUGCUAUUGACGAACCUACUUUAUAUGUUCACCAUGACCUGAUGCUUCCCUCGUUCCCUCUUUGUGUAGAGUGGAUUGGUUACCAGGCUGGUAACAAAGUACAGGCAUCUGGUCCUGAUAGAGUUGGUAAUUUCGCUGCUAUCGGUACUUUCGAGCCAGAAAUUGAGGUUUGGAAUUUAGAUGUUGUUGACAGCGCUUACCCAGACCUUAUUCUUGGUCAACGUCCAGACAAUGCCAAUGACCAUUUGUCGGUUGGCCCUAGUAAGAAAUCUAAAAAGAAGCAGAAGAAGAUCAACUCCAAGCUGAGAAACGACCAGUACCAUGUUGAUGCUGUUCUGUCCUUGUCAGCAAACAAACUUCAUAGAAACUUGUUAGCAUCUGGUUCUGCUGAUACCACUGUAAAGCUGUGGGAUCUGAACAAUGGAGUGUGUGCUAAAAGUUUCCAAUUCCAUGACAAUAAAGUCAGUACUGUUGCAUUUAACCCUGUUGAGGGCUCGAUUUUGUUGUCUGGUGGUUACGAUGCCACUGCUAUUGUUUCUGAUUUAAGAGUCAGUGGAUCCGAGGGCCAGCGUAAAUGGAAGGUCGACGGUGAUAUUGAGGGAGGCCUCUGGGCCAGCAAUGGUAACGAGUUUUAUAUCUCUACAGAACACGGUCGCAUUCACAAGUUUGACGCUCGUCAAGAAGGCAAAAGUCUGUGGACUCUUCAAGCUCACGAUGAUGGUAUCACCAGUUUCGACGUCAAUAAGUUCAUUGAUGGAUACAUGGUCACUGCAUCUACCGACAAAAGCACCAAACUGUGGAACCUAUCGCCUGCCAGUGGACCUUCUCUCAUUCUUUCCCGUGAUUUGGACAUUGGCAAGGUCUUCUCUGUUGGCUUUGCCCCUGAUAAGGAGGCUGUUGGCCACGUGGUGGCUGCUGGUAGCCAGGGUAUUGUCAGAGUAUGGGACACUCUCUCAAACAGAACCGUCCGUGGCAGUUUUGGAAAGCAGGUCUCGACCCUUCGCAAAGAGUCUGCUAAGGAAGUCAUUGUUGGUGUCACCGAAGACGAUGAAGAGGAGGACGACGACGAAGCCGGUGCCGACGCUGCUGAAAAUGGCGGUGACUCCGAUGAGGAAAUGUAA
Sugiyamaella lignohabitans is the source of this 1704-nucleotide messenger RNA. It is a transcript of the gene PWP1, whose product is annotated as Pwp1p. Lineage: Eukaryota; Fungi; Ascomycota; Dipodascomycetes; Dipodascales; Trichomonascaceae. The record is from RefSeq and is a predicted model, not a curated record. Gene Ontology annotation, cellular component: nucleus. The coding region runs from base 1 to 1704 and encodes 567 amino acids. The transcript has a single exon. Gene Ontology annotation, molecular function: protein binding. Gene Ontology annotation, biological process: rRNA processing.